GCGGGGCUUAAGUGCAGACCACACCCUUCUCUGUGACUCCACUUUCGGCCUCUCUGCGUUUUCCAGCGAUGGUGUCUCCAUGGGAUCAAAACUUCAGCGUCACAGCUGGAGACUGGCUUCGUGGUCCCUGAUGGGAGAGCAAGAACAGGUGGUAUGUGCGACCCUCUUUUGGCCGGCCUACCCCGGGACCCUGACUACUGUGUCUCUCAUCUCUACUCAUCCCCUUCACUCUCCGUCACACCUUGGCCUGCCAACGACAAGAGGGGGUCCUCCUCAGACAGGGAUUUGGACUGUACCACCUGCUGGUCUAGGACCUGGGAGCCUGAGAUCGUGAAUGCUGCUUCAGAACAAGCAGCGAGGACUGUAGACUGGGGCCCUGAGUGGGACUCCAAGUGUCGUCCUCAUGAGGGUACCUCCAGUUCCAGCUCAGAUCUGCUCAAGGAGCUUUGUCCUGGCCGGGACCUUGUGAAGAGGAACCACACAACCAAGAAGUCCCUGGAGUCUGGCUCUGCUAAAGUAAAAGUUAAGAACACUAUGCUAGUCCCCGACUCUCAGAAGCUCUUGCGAUGUGAACUAGAGUCUCUCAGGACCCAAUUGCAGGCUCAGACCAAGGCCUUUGAGUUCCUGAACCACUCUGUGACCAUGCUGGAGAAGGAGAGCUGCCUGCAGCAGAUCAAAAUCCAGCAGCUUGAAGAAGUGUUGGGCCCCACAAGCCGCCAAGGAGAGAAGGAAGGCCGUAAGUGGGGCACGGAACAGGGUCGGCAGGAGCUGUAUGGGGCCCUGGCCCAAGGCCUGCAGGGUUUGCAGAAGACACUGAGGGACGGGGAGGAGCUGCAAAGGGCCCGUACCACUCGCUGCCUGCAGUUGUUGGCCCAGGAGAUCCGGGACAGCAAGAAGUUCCUGUGGGAGGAACUGGAGCUCGUGCGGGAAGAAGUGACUUUCCUCUAUCAGAAGCUCCAGGCCCAGGAGGAUGAGAUCUCAGCGAACCUCUUGAAUAUCCAGAAGAUGCAGAAAACGCAGGUGAAAUGCAGAAAGGUUCUGACCAAGAUGAAGCAGCAGGCAUAUGAACCGUCUUCGUGGCCAGAAACUGAGGUUGUGCCUGCAGAAGGCAAUGGCGGCUGGAAGGAUGACUUACAGAAGGAGCUGAGUGACAUAUGGUCUGCUGUCCACAGCCUGCAGAGCUCCAUCGACUGCCUUGCCUUGUCCAUGGGCACCAGGCCCAGGGCCUCCAGUCUCAGGGGCCACAAGGGACAGCGGUGCCCGAGUUCUCAGUAUCCUUCUUGGGACUCCGAUUCUGACUGGGAGAGACCUUACAGCAAGAGUGGAUCUCACCCUCCCGCUUGAGCAGCUGGGACUGCUUGCCCUGAAGACUCCUCCAGAGAGACAAUAAACUAGCUGAGACCUUCCUUCCUCCA
Messenger RNA from Alexandromys fortis (reed vole), 1415 nucleotides. RefSeq names its product coiled-coil domain containing 159 (gene Ccdc159). NCBI's taxonomy places the organism in Eukaryota, Metazoa, Chordata, Mammalia, Rodentia, Cricetidae. The record is from RefSeq and is a predicted model, not a curated record. Bases 154 to 1344 code for a protein of 396 amino acids. The transcript is spliced from 13 exons.